Molecule: messenger RNA, 1419 nt
Organism: Fusarium subglutinans
Lineage: Eukaryota; Fungi; Ascomycota; Sordariomycetes; Hypocreales; Nectriaceae
Exons: 2
Coding region: 1-1419 (472 amino acids)
Molecular function (GO): FAD binding
Source: RefSeq, a predicted model, not a curated record
AUGGCUCCUCUCAAAGUCGUGAUAAUUGGCGGCGGCCUCGCCGGCGCAUGUCUAGCAAAUGGCCUUAUCAACAAAGCCGACGGUCAAAUCGACGUAACCGUCUUCGAACGCGAUGAAGCUGGUUCAGAACGGGGAGGCUACCAAAUCCGGCUUGGGUCUCACGCGCUUAUUGGCUUUAAAGCCUGUUUGACCGAAGAACAAUACAAAAACCUCCUCCUCUGCUUUGGCAAGUCAGGAGGAGUUGUGUCGUCUGCCCCCUGCAUCUUCAGUCCAUCUGACUUGAAGGUCUUGAUUGACUUGAGCAAAGCUCCAAUUUAUGAGAAGAGCGCUCCGAUUGCACGAACGAGACUUCGAAACUUUCUCCAGAAGCCACUACAGGAGAAUGAUUGUAUCCAGUUUGGCAAGAAGUAUGUUAGGUAUGAAGUACUCCAAGCCAAGGUGGCUGGGCAAAGCAGCAUCAGGGUUUACUUCAGUGACGAUACUCAUCACGACUGCGAUGUACUCAUAUCUGCAGAGGGAAGCGGAAGUCGUAUCAACAAGCAGAUUGGACUGAACAACAUCAUCACCGAGGUGACGCCUGGACAUGGUGGCUACUUGGGCAAAUGCCAUUUACCAUGGUCUGUACUACAGACAUUACCGCGACAGCUUUUGGAGAAAGGCACGAUCUAUACCGGAAACUCCAAAGCCAUGGUAUUUGCUGCUGUAUAUCUACCAGAAGCCUUAUCGUCCUCCAAAGCCGAUCACACGGAUAUCCUCAAACCCAAGAACUACGACGAGGAUGAAGCUUCUCUGUUCAUUGGGGUGGCAUGGACGACAGGACCUGAAGCAGCCGAGCUACCCCAAGUCAAAGACAAGAAAGGGUUAAUGAAGAAGAAGCUCACAGAGGCUGGCUUCCAUCCUGACUUUCACAAACUGGUUGACGCUGUCGAUGACGAGGCUAUCAUGACGACACCUUGGCGAUAUGCGAACAACGACACGCCCAUUGACUGGAGACGACAGCUCUUGUCUAAGAGUGAGAGCAAUUCAGACUCAAGCAUUGCCAAUCCGCGAGUUUGGCUGAUCGGAGAUUCCAUACACCCCAUGCUUCCGUCUCGAGGAAUGGGAGCUAAUAACGCGAUUCACGAUACAGCUGAUGCACUUGGUCCAUUACUCGAACUUGCGAAGUUGAAGAAUGCAAAUGGAAGUGUGACUGAUGAGCAAGUUGGUGACCAGUUGGCGGUAUAUGAGAAUGCUAUGAUGCCGAGGGCUUUUGAGUGGGUUAAGAAGAGCAGCAAUCAGCAGUUACCGGACUUGGAUAGUUUGACUGGACGUGGGAUAAUUAUUGGUCUGCGAGUGAUGCUUUUUGUUGUUAGCGGCGUUGUGGGAUGUCUCAGGAUGUUUGGCUGGGAGCCCAAGGACGAUGCUCCUGAGCUUCCUUAA